AUGACGAUUCAAACGGCGGCGGUUCGUAUCGUCGAAGUAGGUCCGCGCGACGGCCUACAGAACAUUCGAGACAAUAUUCCCACGGCGACAAAGCUGGAGCUGAUUCAACGGCUUCAGGAAUGUGGGCUUCGCACUAUAGAGCUGACUUCGAUUGUUUCGCCAAGGGCUGUGCCUCAACUUUCGGAUUGUCGCGAUGUCCUGGGGAAUGAUCGAGUACAACAGUCGAUUACAAAUCCCAGUCUACGACUGCCAGUCCUAGUUCCUAACAUCAAAGGACUGAAUAUUGCUAUUCAACACGGCGUGAGGGAGAUAGCUGUCUUCAUCAGUGCGACGGAGGGUUUCAGCAAAGCAAAUAUCAACUGCAGCGUUGAAGAGGGGAUUGCGAGAGCAAAGGAAGUGACUUCACUAGCGCUGAAAGCUAAUAUGGUUGUGAGAGGCUAUGUAUCUUGCAUCUUCGAGGAUCCAUAUGAUGGUCCCACAUCACCAGCAUCAGUUCUUCGCUGCGUGAAAUCACUCCUCGACGCCGGAUGCUACGAAGUGAGCCUCGGCGACACACUAGGCGUGGGCUCACCAUCCAACGUCCGCAGUUUAUUGACAUAUCUAACGCAAAACGAUAUCCCACUCACCAAUCUUGCUGGCCAUUUCCAUGAUACGUACGGACAAGCAGCAGCGAACGUCUGCGAAGCGUAUCGAGCCGGGAUUCGCGUGUUCGACAGUAGCGUGGGUGGUCUUGGCGGAUGCCCAUUUGCACCAGGAGCAAAGGGGAACGUCGCCAGCGAAAGCCUUGUGAGCAUGUUCCACGAUGCUGGGAUUGAAACGGGUGUCGAUUUGCCCAAGUUGAUGCAGACCGGGGAGUGGAUUUUGAAACAACUGAACAAAUCUACUUUGAGCCGCAUUGGCGCGUCUGUUUCUGCGAGUUUGAGUGGGGAUGCGAAGAGCAAGACUUCAACACUGGGCUUGUGCUGGGCUCUCCACUCUGAGACGGAUGGAUUUCAUUUUCAUCAAUCUGGGUUGAAGUUGAGGUCAUUUUGA
Messenger RNA from Penicillium longicatenatum, 1032 nucleotides. Its product is annotated as hydroxymethylglutaryl-CoA lyase. Bases 1 to 1032 code for a protein of 343 amino acids. Gene Ontology annotation, biological process: L-leucine catabolic process; ketone body biosynthetic process. Gene Ontology annotation, molecular function: hydroxymethylglutaryl-CoA lyase activity. The transcript has 2 exons. The record is from RefSeq and is a predicted model, not a curated record. Lineage: Eukaryota; Fungi; Ascomycota; Eurotiomycetes; Eurotiales; Aspergillaceae.